Cataglyphis hispanica is the source of this 1753-nucleotide messenger RNA. RefSeq lists its product as uncharacterized. The transcript is spliced from 5 exons. The coding region runs from base 194 to 1522 and encodes 442 amino acids. NCBI's taxonomy places the organism in Eukaryota, Metazoa, Arthropoda, Insecta, Hymenoptera, Formicidae. The record is from RefSeq and is a predicted model, not a curated record.
AACAAUAAUAAUAAUAAUGGCGUAAUGUUUCCUUUUACAUUUGUUUAAUUUGUUCUUAGGACCGUUUAUUAUAGUCAAAACAAUUAUUUCUUACAUCAACAAUCUCUGCUCAAAUUCUUUAGAGUUCUGAGAUAUUUUGCGGAUUCUUCUCAUCAAGAGUCUUUCUUUAUUCUUUGGCAUAUUUGUGAAGAAAAUGGAUACACUCGACACAGAAAUUUGCGGUUUUCUGAAUGUGAAAUUGAUGGGAAAUAGAUUUAUCGCGCAGAAAGUAAGAAAGAAGACUUUGAUAUUGUCGAAGGUUUGGAAACGAUUGUGGUGUUCUACAAAAAAAUUAGGACCCGACCUCGGCGUGCAAGUACAGUUUGACACUAGGCUCAUUUGCGGCAGUGCUUCUGUAAGACAAGGUGAAAGAGGCAGUUGUAUCAUAAUACCACCAAAUGCGAUUGUAUAUCGCAUUCGUUCUAAAACGAAGCAGUAUGCAUUCGCUAUAUCAUCAGCGAAAGACAGAAAGCCCUUGCUGUCAUUGUCCACUAAUUCAGAAACUGAGACACAGCAUUGGAUGGCAAAUAUUAGACAAUUGUUGAAACCUAGAAGGUAUUAUUGCAUGGAGAAAUUUUAUAGCGUGUCCAUGGUUGACAAUGCACAUUCCAAGGCAUUAGAUUUAAUCGGUUUAUAUGGAGAUUCGAUUGCCAAUGACACAGGAAUUUUUAUCAAAGAUGUUUAUACUGGUGAAACAAUUAAAUCUUUUGAAUGGAAGGAAUUUAGUCAAUUUCACUUAAUGACAGCAGGCCGUCCAGAAGAUGUGAAACGUAUUUGUGUAAUGCAUACCACUAAAGAGUCUUGUUGUGGUAUUGGUGAACUUUAUAUAUUUUGUCUUGACGCUAAUAAAUUAUUACAAGAUUUAGUGACACAGGGUCGUGGUCCAAAACAAAAAUCUUUGAGAUUUGACAAAGAGGAUCUUGAAACGGUGCACCUUUAUAAAAUUAAUAAUCCUCUUUCACAGCUACAAAAUAAUACAUUUCAUAUUCGUAAUAUUAACUGCUUGAGGCCAUCAACUUCCACAAAAAUCAUAGAGAAUAUAUAUGAAUCAGAACCCAAUCUGAUAUAUAGCGAAGAAGCUGAUUCUUAUAAUCACAGAAUAUCAAAUACUUCUAUUGCUUCUGGAAUUUAUGAAGAAAUUGUAGACAAUAUAUGUUCUUCUAAACAACAAACAUCUAUUUCCAAUAUGUAUGAAGAGGCAAAUAAAAUUCCAUGCAACAUGCAAAUAAAACCUCCAGCAUUACCACCACGACAGGGACAACAAUUAUGUAUAGAGGAAGACAGGAUCAAUAUGGGACAAUAUUUUUAUGCAAAAAUGUUCAAUCUUGAAACAAAAUUAGAAACUGCUGAAGAAUGUAUACAGAAAAUUACCUUUACAGAUAAUAAUUAUGUUCCAAUGUCAUCUCAAUUAAGAGACCCUAAUAUAUUUGAAUCUGAUGACAUGGAACAUUCAAAAGAAAAUGACUAUGUAAUUAUGCGAUAAUAUUUGUAAUGAUUAUUGGAUUGAUUGAAAUUGAUAUAAAAGGAGAAGUUGGAAAUAUAUAUGAUGUUAUUGUCUUCUGGCAAACAUCUAUUUUAUAUUUUUGCAAAAUACUGAUGAGUGCUAAUUUGGUUUGAAGAAUACCUAUUCGCUCACCUGUCAAAAUAUUGUUUAUAAUAUUACUAGAUAAGCGAUUAUUUUGUUAUUAAAAUAUAAUAAUAAAUUUGAGUUUUA